AUGGAAGCAGUAGUGAGACUGAGGAGAAUCAGGAAUGGAAUGACAAGUAUCUUCAAGAGCGUGGUAUAAGGAAAUCUGUGAAAAAGGAGAUCAAUGACACAGAACCGUGCAGCAAGAUUUUUGGUCACACAACACUUGAUAAUAAUAAGAAAUACAUGCUUUGGGAGGUUGCUGAACAAACACCAAGGCAGGAGCUGUUUGACAAGCAUUGGAAGAGGAGAUCAGGCUCUGUCCGAGAUCAGAGAUCUCACGAUAAUUGCUGGACAUAUGCUGGAACGGAUUUGUUUAGUGCUUGGCGUCUAAUCAAUAAAAAAGAUGAAGAGUUCCGCACUUUUAGUGCAAGAUACCUAACUUUUUAUGCUAGCAAGAUGAUGCGGUGGGUAGCAUCAACUGAGAGUAAAAGAAAGAAGAGUCACCACUGUCAUGGGUUUACAAUUGCUAAGACGUUACAGUUCAUACAAGAGAAUGGUGUCCCAGAAGAGGAUCCUGCAGAUUCUGAAAGGGAUUUCAGUUGCAUCACAGACGCUCCAGAAGAAAACGCUUCAAAUAUGUACAAGAUACCCGAAGAAGUGGAAAUUCGUGUAUCUGACAAAUUAGAAGAUUUAUAUGAGAUGCUACUGGAUCAACCAGUUGGAGCAGACCUUCACUUUUUUCACCCGGAAUUCAGUAAUAUUGGCUCAGACAUUUAUGAAGGGCCUAAAAGUGAGAUCUCUAUUUAUAGUGAACUACACACUGUGCUAAUCGUCCGAGUUAGAAAACAUAAAGGAAAACUGGUGGCUAUUGUUAAGUCAAGCCAUGGUAAAGGAAAAGGGAAAAAAGGGUACAUGAAGGUUUCACUCACAAAAAUGGUUCUAGGUAUAGGAAGAGAUAACGAAAUAAUGUCUCCAUCCUUCCUACUUACUAACUUCACAUGUCUAGUAAUACCAAGAGCUCUGGACAAACCAAAAUCAGAGAAAGAGAUAAAGAAAAGGAAAUUGGGUUCUUGUCGUCUUCCUGAGGUUGAUCCGGAGACCUCAGUUCAGUUGCUGGAAGAACCUUAUUUGGAAGCAGUGGACGAUUUGCUGUUGCAAUUGCUAGUGGAAGCUUCUCCACAAGACAAGAAGUUUGUAUGUGAAGAAGCAGACAAAGCGCUAAACACGAUGGUUAACUCAGUGGCUCGCUUGCCUCUUUUGCGUAAGCUCCAAACUUAUGUCUGCCAGAGAAACCCUUGUGUCAGGGCCAAAGCAGCUGUGUUUACUUCCAACUGCGUUUCUAAAAUGGAGCUAAGUGAAAUUGAAGAAUUUGGGAUGGUUCUGAUCGUGCAAAUGGCUGCGGAUCUGUUGAGUGACAAGAUGCCAGAGGCAAGGGAAGCAGCGAGGAGUAUGGUCAACUCUGUUUACAAUAAAUUUACAUGCAAUGGAGAGGAAAAAGAAGAACAAGGAAAUAGAAAAGAAGCUUGGCAGAAGUUCUGUGAAAAGAAUGUGACAGGGCCCAAUGCACAAGCCAUGGUCAAGAUCGUCUCAUCUCCAUAAAUUUCUAAAGAAGAAAUAUACAAGAAUACGUUUUCACAUGAUAUAACAAUCGUUCUGUUUCCCCUGCUCUUACUGUGUAACUGUCCUCUGAAUUACACAGUGUUUGUUCCACGAAAAAUUGCUAAUCAAGCUCCACGAAAUGUCGUCGUUGUGGCCUCAUUGUUGUGUGGGUGGGAUAAACAACCCCAAUAUUAAAAUGUUU
This is a messenger RNA of Capsella rubella, 1713 nucleotides long. RefSeq lists its product as uncharacterized. The record is from RefSeq and is a predicted model, not a curated record. Gene Ontology annotation, biological process: microtubule cytoskeleton organization; proteolysis. Gene Ontology annotation, molecular function: microtubule binding; cysteine-type peptidase activity. Gene Ontology annotation, cellular component: cytoplasmic microtubule. The coding region runs from base 156 to 1511 and encodes 451 amino acids. NCBI's taxonomy places the organism in Eukaryota, Viridiplantae, Streptophyta, Magnoliopsida, Brassicales, Brassicaceae. The transcript has 6 exons.